CGGUCCCCCCCGGUCAGUCUCCGUGGUGUUUGCUCCUGCUGUGUCAUUCUGUCCUUCCCCCCCCUUCCCUUGGUCAUCCCAUCCCUCUUCUCUCGGUGGCAGGGUUACAGUACCAGUGUCCUGCUGCCGGCGUGCCCUUCUCUGAGCUUUCUGCCCGACUGUGGGGUUUUUUUCCCUCCACUCAGCUCUUCUCUUUCCUCCGGUACUGCACCAAGCAUGGAGAACAACCAGUCUCCCACCUCGCCCGGGCAGGACAUCCAGGGGCAGAGUGGGGACAAUCCUGUCCCCAGCUCGCAGCCCACAACUCCAGCCCCCGUGGAGCAGCCAAGCCCCCAACCCGAAGCAGCCGUGUGUGACAUCUCCGAGGAGCUGAGCAGGCAGCUGGAGGACAUUAUUAAAACCUACGGGUCUGCAGCCAGCCUGAUGGAGAAGGAAAGUGCUGCUACAGGAACCGACAGGGCGGAGAAGGGAGAGUCGGGCAGCGUGGAGGAUGCGGAGUAUGAAGAUCCAACUGAGGAGGGUGAGAAAGAGAAGCUGGCAUCUGGGGAUGCUUCCAGAGCAAAGGAGCCCGGCGGCAGCAAGGAGCAAAAGCUGGAGAAGAAGCUCCUGAAGGGACUAGGGAAGGAAGCCACCCUACUGGUGCAAAGCUUGAACAAGCUGAAUACUCCAGAGGAGAAGAUGGACCUGUUAUUUAAGAAGUAUGCUGAACUGCACGAAGAACAUCGUGCCGAGCAGAAAAAGCUCAAGUACCUGCAGAAGAGGCAGGCCCAGAUCACCAAGGAGAAGGACCAGCUGCAGAGCGAGCACAGCCGAGCCAUCCUUGCCCGCAGCAAGCUCGAGAGCCUCUGCCGGGAGCUCCAGAGGCACAACAAGAACCUCAAGGAGGAAACAAUUCAGCGGGCACGGGAGGAAGAGGAGAAGAGGAAAGAAAUAGCUAAUCAUUUCCAGGGCACGCUGAGUGAAAUCCAGGCUCAGAUCGAGCAGCAAGGAGAGAGGAACAUGAAGCUCUGCCAGGAGAACACGGAGCUGGCGGAGAAGCUCCAGAGCAUCAUCGACCAGUACGAGCUGCGGGAAGAGCACCUUGAUAAAAUAUUUAAGCACAGAGAACUUCAGCAGAAGCUGGUGGACGCCAAGUUGGAGCAGUCGCAGGAAAUGAUGAAGGAAGCCGAGGAGCGACACCAGAAAGAAAAGGAAUACCUCCUGAACCAAGCUGCAGAAUGGAAGCUCCAGGCCAAAAUGUUGAAGGAGCAAGAGACUGUCCUGCAGGCACAGAUCACGCUCUACUCCGAAAGGUUUGAAGAAUUUCAGAAAACACUGACCAAAAGCAAUGAAGUGUUUGCCACAUUCAAACAGGAGAUGGAGAAAAUGACAAAGAAAAUAAAGAAGUUGGAAAAGGAUACCGCUACCUGGAAAUCCAGGUUUGAGAACUGCAACAGAGCGUUACUGGACAUGAUUGAAGAGAAAGCCUUGAGGUCCAAGGAAUAUGAGUGCUUCGCGCUGAAAAUCCAGAGGCUAGAGAACCUUUGCCGGGCUCUGCAGGAGGAGAGGAAUGAACUGUACAAAAAAAUAAAGCAAGCACAGUUCCCUGAAGAGGUGAAUGGAAACAGCAUCUUAGAGGAAGAAGAGGAUGCUGAUGCAGGUCCUUCCUCCUCUGAGCAGGCGGGCAUCGAGCUGCGCGCUGCCGACGAGAGCAUGCUGAAGGAGCUGGCCGAAGCCUUCAGGAUGUCCCACAAGGUGGAGGAAUCCCUCCCAAGCACCAGCAGAGACAAUCUGGAGACCUGUGGGGCUCAAACGUGCAAUGCCACCCUGGUGCCAGAGCUUUCCUCACCUCUCACCCCACAGCCAGAGGCUGGGAAUGGCUGUGAGCAGCCCAGCACGAGCCCACCAGCAACCACUGGGAGCCCACCAGUGGCCACUGGGAGCCUGCCAGCACCCACUGGAAACUCAACGCCCACCGAGAGCCUGCCAAAGCCCACCGAGAGCGUGCCCGAGCUCCCAGAAAGGGUGCCAACACCCACAGAAAGUGGGCCAGUGCCUCCCCAGAGCGUGCCAGUGCCCACUGGGAUGGGGCCAAGCCCCAGGGAAAGCCUGCCAGCAACCCCCGAAAACCUGCCAACGCCCACACAAAACAUCUCCUCUCCCCUUGGGAAUACGCCAGCGCCCACAAAAAAUGCACCAAAAGCUGCAGAACCCGUGGAUGACCCAGCGGAGCGGUCUGUCCAAGGUCAGCCCGCAGAGCAAAUGGGGUACACAGACAUGGAAGCAGUGGAUUGAAGACACUGGUGUGUCCAGGCUUGUCUUCUACAAACCACGGCUCUACUUUGUCCUCUAAAUUGAUACCUUUAUUUUUUUUUUUAAAAAAGUGGGUGCUAAAGCACACUUACAUAUCUGCAGGCAAAUGUAACACACUUCUUUGUGCUACCACUAUCCAGUAAUAAUGGGUCUGCAAUUUUUUCUGUCCUCAUCUGCUUGAAGCAUAAUAUUUUCUUAAUGACAGGAAUAUACAACAAAAUUACAGGAUCUUUUUUCCCCAGGCAUAAUGAGUCAUCUCAUUCAGCAAAAUAAUUUUAAGAUGUUGAAGUUUCAUGUUUCAAGAAUCAUUGCGAUAGACAUACAUAUAUUUAAAGACUCAUAAUUAAUUGUAUCUAUUUGUUAUGACGUUGCAUAAAAGAUGGCCUGCUGGGACACAUAGUGAUUUUUAAUAAAUGAGGUGAAAGGAAUCUGUAAUUAUAAAGUAAAAUAGUGAAACCAUCGAUGUGAUCAGUCAUCUCCAAGAAGAGGUGCAAUAACAGAAGGUGAAUUUUUGUGCAAGUAAACUGCCGCUCAGCACUACGUGGCCUGAAGACCCACAAGCUCUUAGCCUUACCUUGAAUUGGUCUUUUCUACUUAGUGCUCUAAAAGAGGUUUUGUUUUCAAGAGAACUGCGGGGGAGGGAGGAAGGUCUUUUCUAGAUUCCUCAUAAAAUGACUGAAAACAACAGCAAUUUCCAAACUGAUGGCAAUUCCCACGGUAGUGGUCACAACCCUGUUUCUGUAUCCAACAGAAACCUGCUAGUUUGUCAUGCUAUUUGGGAUCAUGAGCCCAACAGAGGGACUCAUGGUUGUUUCCAGCUCACAAAUGAGGUCACAAGUUCAGAAGCUGGUUACAGAAGUUCAGGUUCACAAGUACAGAAGCUUCUAGGCCAGGAGCAGAAAGCAUGGUGAAGGCACACUACUACAGGGUGAAGCUACGUCAGAAGGUACCAGGAUGUAUUCCAGAAGAUACCCCUGAGGUCAUGCUUCCCAGAUGGUCCCAUCUCUCCCAGUCACAGCCAUGGAAACCUCUUCACCACCAGCUUCCUCCUGGUCCUGCUGCAUGUGGGGAUGCUCCCAGGAGAAGGGAGAGCACACUUGCCUGUCAUCCUGUUCAUUGGAGCACAAGUAAAGAGCCCAGAAGCCAACAGGCACCAGGAAAGCAGGAAUCCCUCUCACAGACACCUUUGGGGACUGGCUACAUUCUCAAUCCCUCUCUUGUCUAACCAGCUCUUCCCGUCUGCCUGCCACCACAUCACUGCUUGACAACGUAGCCACCUUGUCAGAAACUGGUUGAUUCUGGCACCAAGAACAAAAGUAACGAAGGAAGGGGUAAGAGAGGGCACCUCCCCAGACAGCUGUAUGAUCUCAAGCAAGGAGAGCAAGAAGGUUUUUGGAAGAAAGUUAAAAAAAGCCUGUUGGCACAUUUCUUGUUACUCAUCCCCUACCUCCGAAUUCAAUCUAGGCUAUUUGGAGUCUGAGCUGGAAAGCUUCAAAAUUUGAAAAGGGCAAUUAAACAAGAUGUCCAGAGUCUGGAAAGGGAAAUAUUACAAUCAAACCAACCCGUGUUUAUAGACAAAUCCCAAGAAGCGCCUGAAGACAAAGUGACUCAUUCAAGACUAAGCUGAAAUAUAUGUGAACCAAGAAAAUAGAUGCCAUCUUUGGCAGACCAUGGGAGACUGUGGUCAUAGAGUCCUUCUGGCACAUAAUCUUCCAAAAGCAGAGUUUGACUCUUCGCUUGCUGCCAAUGUGGUCCACAGCCUGGUUGCAUAUGUCUAUGUCUGCACUGCUUGGUCCAGCCUUCUCGAGAGCCAACCACUGGAGUACACAGAGCAUGAUUUGCAAAAGUUUGUUUUGAUAUGGCCUUACAAGUAGCUAUUAUGGCUACAGAUUUCAAAUUUGGAUGCCUUACAUUAGAUACUAAGACUGAUGGGAUUUAUUUCAUGUCUUUAAUCACCUGAAAGUAGAUCAUUCGUGUCUUAGUUACCUUAAGCUCCUUUUAUAGGCAGUGGAGAAGAAUAGACAUCUUUUGAGGAUAAGCCAUCUGAGGGUAAGACUGGCAUCCAAGACGGAAGAAAUUACUUUCUCUCUGAAGAUGCCAUUUCUCUUCACUGAUUCUAGAGCUAGCCUAAGACAAUUAGCUUAAAUUUAAAAUGUCUAUUACUAGGUAUCUAAAUUAAGCAAGGUGAAUUCCAUCAAGCAUUCAGAUUCAAAGCCCUAAGACAACAGCCAUCUCUGAAAACCAAGCCAUUUCUGUGCCUGUGAAAAUCAUAGAAUCAUAGAAUUGUUUAGGCUGGAAAAGACGGUUAAGACCAUUGAGUCCAACCAUUAACCCAGCACUGCCAAGUCCACCACUAAACUCUGUCCCUCAGUACCACCUCUACAAGUCUUUAAAAUACCUCCAUGGAUGGUGAACUCAACCACUUAACAUGUUAAUGUUAACCUAUAACAAAACCUUAUCCUAAGAUAAAGAGUUAUACUCACUUGAUUUACUUUGACUUGAGUCUAUAGAAAUCUAGUUUCCAUUACAAGUAUAAGUUUUGUUUGUUACUAGGGUGACUUUAAAAAUUAAUGCAAUUUAUAUACCCAUUAAUGUGGUUUUUUUUCCUUUCUCGGUCUUGUUUGAUUCUGUUGCCAUGUUAGUAAUUACCUGCAUGAAACCAACUCCUUUUUCUUCAAGUAGGCCCUUAGAAUGCCUUUAACUGUUGACGUUUUCUUAUACAUUCAAAUAUUCAAUUACAUAAUAAUGAUGAUCAACAUGGCCUUGCAACUUUAACUUGGUUCCAUUUUGCACAGUCGUUAUGGUCGCAUCUUUAGUUAUAUAAUUGUUGCCUCAUACCUUCCAAUUUCAGCAAGCAGAGAGACAAGGAUCCUACAGAUAAAAACUUCCUACAUA
Messenger RNA from Calidris pugnax (ruff), 5187 nucleotides. RefSeq names its product taxilin beta (gene TXLNB). Gene Ontology annotation, molecular function: syntaxin binding. The record is from RefSeq and is a predicted model, not a curated record. Bases 217 to 2274 code for a protein of 685 amino acids. NCBI's taxonomy places the organism in Eukaryota, Metazoa, Chordata, Aves, Charadriiformes, Scolopacidae. The transcript has 10 exons.